Messenger RNA from Rotaria sordida, 456 nucleotides. NCBI's taxonomy places the organism in Eukaryota, Metazoa, Rotifera, Eurotatoria, Philodinida, Philodinidae. The record is from the annotation of a GenBank genome assembly.
AUGGAUACAUUUGAAGAAUAUAAUCUUUGUUCUCUUUGUCUUUCGACAACAUCUAAUUAUCUUCUUGAUUGUGAUCAUUGUCAAUUACAAUUUUGCUAUGAAUGUCUAGUGGAACAUCAUCAUAUCAAGAUUUAUAAUCGUCUACGCAAACAAAUUCAAGAUAUCGACGCUAUUAUAGCUCGAUUUAUUGGUUAUGCACACAAUCAAACCGAAUGGGUUGAUCAUUUAACACGUGAUCGGCUUGAUUUACAGAUUUUUCUACGUUAUAUUCAAGAAACACCAUCACACGUUACCGUGAAUUAUUUGCCAACAGAAUUCUGGUUAGAACAUGUUGAUGAUCUAAUAGAAAAAGAUCGUUUUGCUAUUGAUGACAAUUGUUUUUGGUUACUUAAUGAAUCGAAAAGUUUAACAUCAAUAGCAAAAAAGUUGAAAAAAAGCAAUAAGAAAAGUGGUUGA